AUGAAAUGCAGGGGCCUUCGACAGAAGAAGCGUUUAUUUGCUCAAGUUGAACGAGGUAUUACCCAUUAUAGCAUAGUUCAAUCAAUACAAGCCCUUCAAGCAAUCUUGAAAUCAACAUGUUCAACACCACCUGCCGUGUCUGUUGGCUCUCCGAGUCCAUCACCAUCGCCAUCAAGUACAUCAUCUUCAAGUAACGCUUUAAAGUUUCAUUCAGCUUCAAGUACUGCUUUCAAGUUUAAUAAUUCAUCUUCGUCAACAAAUUCAUCAGCAGUGAAUAUUACUCAUUUUACGACAUUACAAACAUGUAUCGUGUAUAAUAACUCAAUUAACUCGGAUGUGAAAAGUAAUUAUUUAACUACUAGACGUCUUCGACCAGGUACUAUUCUUGAACAAUGUCGACCUCGAUCACUAUUGAAUAAUCAGAAUAACAUUAAUCAUACUGCAUCACGUACUAAUCUCUCUAAAUCAUCAUCACCCUCGCGUCAUGGAACGGGUUCAACACUUCGAACAUUUAUCUCAAGCAUACCACAAACAAUUAAUAAACACUUUACACAUCGUAAAGAUCGCUAUGAUUAUUUAGAAGUGAAAUGUCAACAUUCUGGUGAAUUAUUCCUAAUUAGAAUGGAUGAGAUAGGUGCAUUUGUACCUGUUAUCGCGCAUAUUAAUCCACCUCCACUAGUCUCUCGUCGAUCCUCUGGAGCUAAUAUAUUUGCAUCUUUGAAUAAAUCAACAUCUUCAAGCAAUACCCAUAGUCUAUUUACGGCUGAAGUUUUGAGUAAAUGUUCCAAUCAAUAUCCAUUCAUAACAGAACUAAUUACUAGUCGUCUGUUAGAAGAUAACGACGCUAAUAAUAAUAGUUGUUAUCCAUUUCGACGCAGUACAGUCCAUCGUUGUGAGACGAAACAUGCACGAAUAAUUGCAUUUGACAUGAAACAUUAUACAUUCAUUGAACUAGAUAAACAAAAUCAUCUCGAUUUAUACAUCAUUGAACAACAGGACAUAUUACAACGAUACCAAGCACAAAUCCGUUGGUGUAAUGAUAACAUUCAGCUGUUUCGAUCAAGUAUCAAGUCAAUAAUUUACACUCAAAAUGGUGGUUCACCAUUAUUCGUUCAAGCAUUACCAUCUGCAUCAAGUGACAUGUCAAGACGAAAUUCUAUUAUGUCAUCCAUUAUGACAUCGCCAUCGUUAACACAAACAAUCUGGAAUAGUCGUCCAACCCCCAGUUCAAUAUCAAAACGUGCAACACCUAUAAUAUCUCGAAUAGGUACACCAAUAAAAUUCUCAGCAUUUAAUACAGAACGAAAUAAUAAUCUUAAAAAGCCAGUAAUGGCCAAAUAUCUAAACGGUUUAUCAUCAGCACAAACACCGAAGGAACCGAUACAUAGUCGUAUCGAUGUAAGAGCAUAUUUCAAUGAUCCAAAAGUUCAAGAACGUCUAAGUAAUAAAAAGAAAAUUGAUGACGAUGAUAUGAAUAGUCGAUUACCACCACAGUAUCCGCCGUUCAAACGAACAACAUUUGUUCUCAAGAAACAUGAUCUGAGAUCAAAUAGUGCGGAAAGUGAUAGCGAAAAUGAAGAAGAUGAUGGUGAACAGAAUGAGUCAUAUGAAUGUACACCUCUCUAA
Messenger RNA from Didymodactylos carnosus, 1626 nucleotides. The record is from the annotation of a GenBank genome assembly. Lineage: Eukaryota; Metazoa; Rotifera; Eurotatoria; Philodinida; Philodinidae.